AGGCACUUGGUACUGAAUUAUGCAUGCAAUGACUUGACCAGAUGCAGAUAGAGAUCGUCUAACAACAUUCACUAUUACGCAAGUGUCAUUUGGAAACAACAUGAUCUUAGCUGCAGUUUCUAAGGAGGAGAAUGCAGUUAACAGGCGAGGUUGAAAUGCUUGAAGAACCUGAUGCUCUUAAUCUGGAGAGACAGUUGCGUGAGAUAUUACAUGAACUCCAGCUUAAACGUGGGCAAGUAGAAGAAGGUCGUGAAGCAUUGCACCAAGCAGUAUUAAUUCAGCAUGAGUUAGAGAGGGCACUGGAUUCAGAGAAGCGUAAUAAUGAGGAGAUGCAGGCACAACUUGAAAUAGCUAUGGCUGCUGCACACAGGUGGGAAGAAGAACGCAGCAGCCUCCAGCAGGCAGCAUCUCGUCACCGCCUACAGCUGGAGACUACAUUGCAAGAAAGAGAUGCGUUGCGUGACCAGGCCAGGGCAGUACAGUUAGAGAAUGUGAAGCUCCAACAUACUAUAGAUGAACAAGAUCGACAACUGAAGUGUCAGCUGGCAUAUCAAGAAAAUUGUGUUACUCGUCAGAAUAAGCUAACUGACUCAGUACGAGAAUUAAGAAGUCAAAUGCAAAAAUUAGAAGAAGACUACCACAGACUUCAAAGUUCUGUUGAGGCUACAAAGAAACUUAGCUCACAAGUACAGCUUUCUGCAGAACACAUUACCUUCUUGCAUGAAAAGGAGAAGAGCAAGACUGCAUCCCUUGAAAAAAAGAUUGUAGCCCUUGAAGCUGAGAUCCAGAAGCUCCAAAGUGAGAAGAACAUAAAUAAUGGGCUGCCAUAUACUGAUUUCCAAAAAACUGAAAUUGAACAGGUAUCAGCCCACGAGCUGCAGUCACAACUAUCAGCUGAGCGUGAUGGAAAUGCACAAUUGCAAGCUGCCUUAGAAGAUGCACUCAGAGCACAAGUUCAUUUCCAACAGCUGGAGGAAAAUGUGUCUCAGCAACUAAGCUGUGUUUCAUCAGAAUUAAGCAUGAAGGAAAAAUAUAUAUCACAACUUGAAUCUGAUAAAUCUUGUCUCUGUAAUGAAGUGGCAGCUAUAAAGAAAGAACUCAAACUAAUGGAAGAAGCUCUAAUGGACAAGGAUGCAUCUAAUAAGAAAACAGAUGCCAAGAACUCAGAAACUCAGACAGAUAUAGUCAUAGAAAAAAGUGAGAAAGGUGUUAUGUUUCAAGGGGCAGAUGAAUCUUACAGUAAUAAAAUGGCUUUGACAAUUCCUGAAGAGCAGUCAGUACAAACAGAUGGUCAACAUCCUGAGUUUAAAGACAGCAAACACCGUUGGGUUGACUUAAUUGGUGUCUUGAAGUACCGAAGUGCAGAUUUCCACUGCUCAUGAAGAUGAAGCAAUGGGUUCAGCAUUGCUGUGACAUUGUUACUAUUUACUUUUGUGGGGGAAUGUCUGAGCAACACAAAUAGGUAGCACCAGUUAGGUAUUGUAUGGUAAAAAAUACCAGUUAUGUCACUCCAAUUGACACCAGAAGAACUGAAUUUGUGAAUAUUCACCAAUUUACUGCAAAUGUUCUAAUGAGUUUGGUGUUCACUGUGAUGACAAUGUAAUGACUUUAUCAUUUAUUUUUUUAAAUAAUGUUUCUAAUCCCUGUCUUGUUCUUGACAUUGAGCUUUGGAAGUUGAUACUGAAGAUCUUGCAGGAACCUCUUCAGGGACAUAAGGAUUCUUACACUUGAUUGCCUAUACAUAUACUCCCUAAUGGUAUGUGUGAUUAAUAACAAGAGUGAAUUUAGAGCAAACUCAGCUAUUCACAACUACAAUACUAGAAGCAGAAAUAAUUUCAAUAGA
Molecule: messenger RNA, 1843 nt
Organism: Schistocerca serialis cubense
Lineage: Eukaryota; Metazoa; Arthropoda; Insecta; Orthoptera; Acrididae
Product: myosin-11-like
Exons: 9
Coding region: 132-1382 (416 amino acids)
Source: RefSeq, a predicted model, not a curated record